Messenger RNA from Williopsis jadinii, 1434 nucleotides. RefSeq lists its product as uncharacterized. The transcript is spliced from 2 exons. Bases 1 to 1434 code for a protein of 477 amino acids. The record is from RefSeq and is a predicted model, not a curated record. NCBI's taxonomy places the organism in Eukaryota, Fungi, Ascomycota, Saccharomycetes, Phaffomycetales, Wickerhamomycetaceae.
AUGGGUAAGGAGCAUCUGUACUCGAAGAUCUACCUCAAUGACCGUGUUGUUGAGGUGUCGGGCGUGCAUGACCUGGCACCGUCGUGGACUUGGUUCAACCUCCAUGGACAUAAUGCUGCUGAUAACAGGGACAACAACAACAAUGUUGAUGAUGCAACUGGUGUCGACACCGAUGCUUCGACCCUGGCGCUUGCGAACAUCAAGCUGCAGAUGCUGGUGAGAAGCUUGACAGAGAAUACUUCGCUGUGUGCGCUUGUACAGCAUGUACGGUUGAACUGGGACAUUGAUGAGUCGCUACAAGUACAGUUUGUAGAGUUGCUCUCCUUGUAUGGGUCGUCUCUGCGGUUUAUAGAGAACGUCACCACGAUGAGGAUGAACAACGCAUUGCUUCGAGGUAAUCACUAUACACAACUGGAGACGUUGGACGUUCCCCCGUCAACAGACUCGAGAGGAGAGAUAAACAGGCAAGUCUCGCUCGGCUACAUAAGGGACGUUGUGCAUGUGUUGAAUGGAAGGUUGACAGAAAGCGUUAAACAUCUAACUCUGUUCAUGGAUCCCGUGAAGAUGUUCAAUAACUUACACAGACUCAAGGCACCUUUGGAGUUGGAGAGCAUAAAGAUCCACCUGAGGCUGGAUAUCUAUCCGAUCAUGGUUUUCGAUCCAAGGACCGUCACGGUACGGUCCUUGACGAAUUUCUUCAGUACAAAGACCUUGAAGUCUCUGGCACUGAUAUCUUGGGAUGAUCAAGUAUUUGACCAGUAUGAAUUCAUAAACAGUUCCGGGAUGUUUCAAUGCUGGUGUCCCUUUGAAAACAUUGAGGACCUGACGUUCAUCUCGAUGACAUUCGACGAUAAGGGAAUUGCAAAGUUGAUCAGAAGCAUUAAGAGACUGAAGAAAAUCAAGCUGGAUUAUCAUAGGCCGGAUAUCCAUGUUAAAAGGGACAGCGAGGUUUACAAAUCGUUAUGGAGACAUACCUCCUCAUUACAGUUUGUCGACAUCAAAUUGGAACUAACAGAUAAACUUCUACACUUUGACGUUCGUGAAUAUUCAACCUUGAUAGAUAUACCGUGUACUUGUCCCAUUUGUUCUGCAUCGGCACAGAUCCUCAGGGAACUCAUACCUACAGAGACAAAGGACUAUACAACGUUUUUGGAUUUGAACAUUUUCGAUAGACUCCUGAAAUCAUCAGUGUCUCCGUAUUCGAAAUCUGUUGAUGCAUAUCCAAGUGUCAAUACUGGUAAUGACACAAUGGAUAGCUUCUUACAAUCGUUCAAUAAGAAACUCGGAUCAAAAUAUCGUUUUGCUCCACAACUGACGAAACCCCAAUUUGAACUGCUAUACACUUGUCUUUUACACUCGAUGAAGAUUGAUUUGAAGCCCUUUAUCGAGAACUUCCCAAAUAUCCAUUUCUUGAAUACAAAGAGAUGGCUGUAA